GAGAGACCGGGGAAUGCUGGGCUAUGCUGAUGUAACAGGCUCUCUGCAAUUUUCAUUCAGAUGUGGUUGGCUGCAAGCUGGCAGAGAGCCUCAGCUACGCCUCCAACUCCGAUGAGGUCCGCUUUGGAUGGGCUUCCCGAGACUUGGCUAUGAAGACGCGGCCGGGCUGCCAGCCCUAACUCGCCUCGGAGGAGCCGCCAGAAGUCAGCCCCGCUCGCCCUGCCCGCCUCCCUUCGGAGAUGCCUCAGCUCACAAGGCAAAGAUGGAGCGGUCCUCCUCGCCAGCGCCCUCCGCCCGCAUGUUCCUCUUAAGGGGAGCCGGCCCAGAAAAGUGGGGUGCUCGCCUCCAGCGCCGAGGGCCCAGAAGAGCCGGGGCUGGCAGCUCUGGGCGUCUCGGGCCGCCACUUCCCUCUCUUCGGGGACACGGGAGUCCUUUGGACCGAGAGCGUCGCUCUGCGGGAUGGAGGGCGCGUUCAGCACCUUGGAGAGCUCCCGCUGAGCCGCUUGGCAGGCGGAUGCUCCAUUCGGGGAGCUGGCCAUUCCCUUGACAGGCAGUGCCGCUCAGCCCCAAACAAGCCUUUCUCUCUUCCUCUCUCUCUCUCUCCCCUCAGCUCCUUUCUGCACCAAGACACCUUAAACUCCUUCUUGCUUGCUAGAGAAGCUCAAGCUUUGUAAGGGGAAACUUUAGAACAGCCUUCUGUUGCAAAACUUUGGGGAGCCAGCCACAAGAAAACCAAGAGAGCAGCAGAGUGAGUGAUUCUCCUUUUACUUCUCCUCUCUCUGCUUUGUGUGUGUGUGUGUGUGUGUCAGGAGCGACCUGAGAAACUGCAAGUCGUUUCUGGUGUGAGAGAAUUGGCCGUCUGCAAGGACGUUGCCCAGAGGACACCCAAAUGUUUUGAUGUUUUACCAUCCUUGUGGGAGGCUUCUCUCAUGUUCCCGCAUGUGGAGCUGGAGCUGACAGAGGGAGCUCAUCCACAUUCUCCCCAAAUUCGAACCUGUGAUCUGUCAGUCUUCAGUCCUGCCGGCACAAGGGUUUAACCCACUGCACCACCGAGGGCUCCCUGUGCUUAGAUGUAGGAACUCUUACCUGGAUACAAAGCCUACCUGACCUACGCUCGAAGAUGGAGAGCUUCAGGGCUUUUUCUUUCUUCCCACCAACUUCUCCUGUGUCACAUGACACAUGCCAAAGUUCACUUUAAACGCAUAGACCUUGGCUAAAAGUGGACUCAAGGGUUCCUUCUUAUUUUAUUUUUCUGUCAUCUCUCUCUCUCUCUCUCUCUUCCUAUUGCUGGGAAGUUUAGAACAAGAGUUGACCUCUUAAGCCAAGAAACCUACCUUUUUGGAACGCUGCUGGUCUGGAUUCAGAAUUAGGGAGCACACAACAAGGGACUGCCUUGGGACAUGCUAUAGAAAGGCUGCCACGUUCAACUGCAGGAUUAAAAAAAGAAAAAAGACUUGAGAGAUUUGUCAGGUAACAAGGAAAGAAGUAGCUUUCUCAAGAAAUCAACCACCAAAAGCUGUUGGAGGCCAACAGCUAAGGAAACCCCUCUGGAGACUUUCUGACUGCAUUUGCAUGGGCUUUGAUUUCCCUCCAUAGCAAAGUGUGACACAGACAGAGACCUAGGGAGAGAAGAAAAAAUAACAGAAGAAAGUCUCCAUCCCCCUGGACUUUCAUUGCCACAUCUGGUGGGGAUUUUAGGACUUUUAAAUCCAGCCUUCGCUGCAACCCACAAUGGCAAAUGAACCGGUGAUUUUGAAUGUUUAUGACAUGUAUUGGAUAAAUGAAUACACCUCCACAUUGGGUAUUGGAGUCUUCCACUCUGGAAUUGAGAUCUAUGGCAGAGAAUUUGCCUAUGGAGGGCACCCCUACCCUUUCAGUGGGAUUUUCGAAAUCACACCAGGCAGUGCCGUGGAACUUGGAGAGACCUUUAAAUUCAAAGAAUCCAUCGCCUUGGGCACCACAGACUUCACAGAGGAGGAUGUGGAUAAAAUCAUGGAAGAACUGGGCAAGGAGUACAAGGGCAAUGCCUACCAUCUCAUGCACAAGAACUGCAAUCACUUCUCGGCUGCUCUGGCAGAGAUCCUGUGUGGGAAGGAGAUCCCACGCUGGGUGAACCGUCUAGCCUACUUCAGCUCCUGUAUUCCCUUCCUGCAAAGCUGCCUCCCCAAGGAAUGGCUGACACCAGCUGCCCUUCAGAGCCACAUCAGCCUUGGCCUCCAUAAGGAAGAGCAAGGAGACACCACGGAUGAGGAAUCCCCAUCCACUUCUGCAGCUGCCUCAGCCUCAGGCCCUUCGCGAACCUGCAGACACACAAGAGUCUGAACUCCAUGCCCACUGAAAUCACUGUCAGACAUUUUCCUUUGCUCUGUUUGCCACUCAUCCUCCACAUCUCAUUGCCUCUUCACUCAUCUCCUGAGAAUGCCAGGAGAACACUUCAGCCCAAGAUCACCAGGUUGAAUCCUUUCAGAAAGGAAACGAAUGCCCUGCCUCUUUUUCUAUGUCCUGCUGCAGCUACUCAGCAAAGUGACCUCUGUCACUCCAAGAUUCAGGCCAACAUGUGCUGGAGUUUAAACUCUGGAGGCUGACAUGCAUUCCUGAAUCCAAAACAAAAACCAGAAACUGCUGGCAUCUCUGGGACAUGAUGACACAGUGGACCUGAAGGGAAGCCAUAAUGAGAAGUUCCUCCUCUGGAACUCUUUUAAUCCUCUGCCUCCUCCUGCCAUGCACACAAAACGCCUUUUCUCCACUCCCUCCGAGGUUGCACCUUAUUCACACAGGGCGCCUGCCUCCUUUAAGUACCAAAAUAAUGGACUGGACUCAGAGCUUAUCUUCCUCAUCCAUACGACCAGCAACAAGCUCCAGUUAACACCAUUUCCUUAUUUCUCUUUCGUUCUCUCCCCUUAUCCCCCACCCCUUUUUUGUAAUCACUAGUUUCUUAAAGUCAUCUGCUGGAUAAAUGAAAGGUGCUGCCAUUCUACCACUGCAGAUUUAUUUAUUUUUUCUUUCUUUUUUGUGAAUUAGAAUAUUGUAUCAGAGACUGGAGGAUAUAUCAUCCUUCAACAACAAUAGCAAAAGUAUUCUAGAAACGAUUGUGUGGUUCUGGUUUUUAUUAAGAAGUUAUGAAAAAAGCAAGAUAAUGAAAGUUGUCAGUUUCUUUCUGGACAAGGGUUUCUCUCAUAUCUUUAAUCUAGAAGGAAGAAAUGAUGCUAUUCCAGAUGAUGAUGGGCCACAAGUCUCAAUAGCUCUAGCCAUCAAAACUAAUGAUUGUGUGUGAUGGGUGUUGUAGUUCAACAACUUGAAAGAAGAUCCCUCUGCUAUACAUAAAAGUGAAGUGAACUGUUUCAAGCAAUACGGGGCAUGGACAGCUAGACAGAAUGUGAGAUCAGCAACUAACAAGUAGAGUAUGUGUCCAGUUCUGGGAAUCACAGUUUAAGAAGGGUGUGAACAAGCUUAAAUGUUUCCAGAGAAAGGUGACCAAGGUGAGAAAGAACCUGGAAAUGUGUGAGAAACAGUUUAAGACAGUGUUUCCCAAACUCUGGUUUUCCAUUUGGCUUGGACUUCCUGGAGUCUCUGAUCAUUGGCAAAGGGAGAUGAGGGUCCGAGGAGUUGAAAACCAAAGCACCUGGAGGACUGGAGUUAGGGAAUCACUCAUUUAAGGUGCUGGGUAAGUUCAACCUAGAGAGAAGACUAGAACGUGAUACAACAGCCUUUCCCAAAUAUCAGAAUGAUUCCCAUUAGGAAGAUGGAGUGAGUUUGUUUUCUGCUGCUUCAGGGAAUAGGACCCAAACCAAUAGAUUCAAUUUAUAAGUCAGAGGAUUCCAACUACACUUUAGGGCAGUGGUUCUCAACCUCUGAGUCCCCAGGUGUUUUGGCCUACAACUCCCAGAAAUCCCAGCCAGUUUACCAACUGUUAGGAUUUCUGGGAGUUGAAGGCCAUAACAUCUGAAGACUCACAGGUUGAGAACCACUGCUUUAGGGCUUAAACAGUGAAAAGGGGUAAUAGACUAUUUUUUGCUGGUGGUUUCUAAACAAAAGUUAGAUGGCCAUCUUUCAGAGGUCCUUUGGCAGUGGAUUUUUGCACAGACAGAGAGUUAAACUAGAUGGCCCUUGGAGUCCACCCCAACCCCAUUCUUUUUCUAUAAUUUAAAUUAUAUCCUGCCUUUCUCCUGGCAUGGAACCCUGACUCUAUGGUUUUCAAAGUGAUAGUCUUAAGAUAAGAGUGGGGCAUUUGCACUCUAAUCAGGCAGUGAAAAUGUCUGCAAGAAAGCCUGCAUCAAAAAAUUAAAUUGACAACCCUGGCUAGAGCUGGUAUUUGGACUAAAUUGGUAGGGCUCUUAUAGCUUUCUGUCUGAUACUCUCAGUUUUUUUCAGUGGUCCCCUAAACUUUCCUUAAGUAGAAGAUCAGAACUGAGAGAUGGGCUUGACAGUGACUACUAUUUGGUGACCCCCCUGUGCUGUUGUAGAAAAGCCCUGGUUCAUUCCAAGGUAGAGUUAUGGUAGGCCUCCAGUAGCUCCAAGCAGGAUGGCCAAUGCCCUGGAAUGAUGGAAUUUGUUGUCAGGCAUCAUCUGUGGACCCAGAAGUUGGAGGUCACAGAUUUGAACCGCAGGCUCACAGAGCUCAGAAACGGUGAAACUAUAGGUGAAUCAAUUCGUUGAUGCCUUUAAAACACAGAGAACCAUUUGUUCUUUAGACAAGGGAAUUCUACACAGUAGAAUUCAUGCAGUUUAACACUUUAAGUGCCAUGACUCGAUGCUAUCAUAUUCUGGGACAUCUAGUUUGGUGAGGCACUUGAACUCUGAAAAGAAGACUAAAGACCUUGCAAAACACAAUCCCCAUGAUUCUUUGGCAUUGAGCCAUGAAGGUUAAAAUUAUGUCAAACUGCAUUAAUUUUACAGUGUGGAUGUAGCCAAGGACCACAACUUUGUCAUAUAUUGUGUUGUAUAUUCCACCUUACAAAACCUGUUAACAGCCUGAUAUAGUAAGGUAAGUGGGCAAUGUCCUGCAAUCAAGGAACUGUUCUAUUCCUCCCACCCUAGGGUAGCCAUUUCCUAUAAACCCACUUUGCAAAGAGAAAAACAAACAAAUAAAAAGUCCCAAAAUUAGCCACUGACACCUC
Anolis sagrei ordinatus is the source of this 5117-nucleotide messenger RNA. RefSeq names its product deubiquitinase DESI2-like. Lineage: Eukaryota; Metazoa; Chordata; Lepidosauria; Squamata; Anolidae. Gene Ontology annotation, molecular function: deubiquitinase activity. The record is from RefSeq and is a predicted model, not a curated record. Gene Ontology annotation, biological process: protein deubiquitination.